GUGUGUUUGAGUGACAGCCAGGAUGCCGUCGCUGCCUGGUCACCGGAGCUGAUUUGUAUGCGCCAGGGUCCGCCUCGCUCCGAGGGAUGCAGCCGCAGCAGCUUGCAGAGCUGUCACACUCACACGGGCUCCGAUUCUGCACUGGCUUGACGAAUUAAAAAGCGAGGCAGCCAGCGAGAGAGAGACCCGGAGAGAGAGGGGGGACGAGACAGAGAGAGAAGCUUGCAGACAGCGCUCGCUCUUUUCCUAAAGGAAGGAUUUUGCAUCCCGAGUGCUCACUGGUUGUGAUGAUGCUUCACUUAGCGGGCUCAGAAUGAGCUAGAGACAGCAGAUAGGGGAGAAACUAAAGGCAGAGCACAAAGCAUUACGAACCAACCCAAAACCAGGAACAGUUUUCUCCUCUAUUCUAGCAUGGUGGAUGUAUGGACAGUCUUACAGAGCAGAGGUUGACUUCUCCAAAUCUGCCAGCCCCACACCUCGAACACUACAGUGUUCUGCAUUGCACCAUGACCUUGGAUGUUCAAACGGUGGUCGUUUUUGCAGUGAUUGUGGUGCUAUUGCUUGUGAAUGUCAUACUCAUGUUCUUCCUGGGCACUCGUUAAAUGGAUUUUUUCUCCUGAGCUGUUGGGGGCUACUACUACCACUAGCAAUUCAACAAGAGAGCACGAGCGGGAGAGAGAGAGAGAGAAAGGCGAGAGAGAGAGAGAAAGAGAGAGAGAGAUUUCUUACUGAGGGGGGAAACGCGUUGAGCUUCAACAUGGCCUCGCUGUGAUAUGUAUGACGUUGCUGAUCAGUGGUGGCUCCAUUGUCAGUGCUGAGGCAGUAUGGGAUCACGUCACCAUGGCCAACCGGGAGUUGGCGUUUAAAGCAGGAGACGUCAUCAAGGUCCUGGAUGCUUCCAACAAGGACUGGUGGUGGGGUCAGAUCGACGAUGAGGAGGGAUGGUUUCCCGCCAGCUUCGUGAGGCUGUGGGUGAACCAGGAGGAUGGGGUGGAGGAGGGAACCAGCGAGGUGCAGAACGGGCACCUGGACCCCAGCGCCGACUGCCUGUGCCUGGGCAGGACCGUGCAGAACCGCGACCAGAUGAGAGCCAACGUCAUCAACGAGAUCAUGAGCACCGAGCGCCACUACAUCAAACACCUCAAGGACAUCUGCGAGGGUUACUUAAAGCAGUGCCGGAAGAGGAGGGACAUGUUCAGUGAUGAGCAGCUGAAAAUCAUCUUUGGGAACAUUGAGGACAUCUACAGAUUUCAGAUGGGAUUUGUGAGGGACCUGGAGAAGCAGUACAACAACGAGGACCCCCAUCUCAGCGAGAUUGGGCCGUGCUUCCUGGAACACCAAGACGGCUUCUGGAUCUAUUCUGAGUACUGUAACAACCACCUGGACGCGUGCAUGGAGCUCUCCAAGCUGAUGAAGGACAGCAGGUACCAGCACUUCUUCGAGGCGUGCCGCCUGCUGCAGCAGAUGAUCGACAUCGCCAUCGACGGCUUCCUGCUGACGCCCGUGCAGAAGAUCUGCAAGUACCCCCUGCAGCUGGCAGAGCUGCUCAAGUACACGGCCCAGGAGCACAGUGACUACAGGUACGUGGCUGCUGCCCUCGCCGUCAUGAGGAACGUCACCCUGCAGAUCAACGAGCGCAAGAGGAGGCUGGAGAACAUCGACAAGAUAGCUCAGUGGCAGGCCUCUGUCCUGGACUGGGAGGGGGACGAUAUCUUGGACCGCAGCUCGGAGCUGAUCUACACGGGAGAGAUGUCCUGGAUUUACCAGCCUUAUGGACGGAACCAGCAGCGAGUUUUCUUCCUCUUUGAUCACCAGAUGGUUCUCUGCAAGAAGGAUCUGAUCAGGAGGGAUAUCCUGUAUUACAAAGGGCGCAUAGACAUGGAUAAAUACGAAGUGGUGGAUAUAGAAGAUGGGAGAGAUGAUGACUUCAAUGUCAGCAUGAAGAAUGCCUUCAAACUGCAUAACAAGGAGACUGAGGAAAUGCACUUAUUCUUUGCCAAGAAACUGGAGGAGAAGUUACGAUGGCUUAGAGCUUUCAGAGAAGAAAGGAAGAUGGUAAAAGAAGAUGAAAAGAUAGGCUUUGAAAUUUCUGAGAAUCAAAAGCGGCAAGCGGCAAUGACAGUAAAGAAAGUCAGUAAGCAAAAAGGUGUGAGCUACUCCAAGUCGGUUCCUCCAGCCUACCCACCACCCCAGGAUCCAUUAAAUCAGGGACAAUACAUGGUGACAGAUGGCAUAUCCCAGUCCCAGGUCUUCGAGUUCACCGAACCCAGACGCAGCCAGGCACCAUUCUGGCAAAACUUCAGCAGGUUAACACCAUUCAAAAAAUAAUACCUAGAGAGA
Molecule: messenger RNA, 2340 nt
Organism: Ficedula albicollis (Collared flycatcher)
Lineage: Eukaryota; Metazoa; Chordata; Aves; Passeriformes; Muscicapidae
Gene: ARHGEF9
Product: Cdc42 guanine nucleotide exchange factor 9
Exons: 10
Coding region: 778-2328 (516 amino acids)
Molecular function (GO): guanyl-nucleotide exchange factor activity; protein binding
Source: RefSeq, a predicted model, not a curated record